Molecule: messenger RNA, 1125 nt
Organism: Capsicum annuum
Lineage: Eukaryota; Viridiplantae; Streptophyta; Magnoliopsida; Solanales; Solanaceae
Product: heme-binding-like protein At3g10130, chloroplastic
Exons: 1
Coding region: 277-885 (202 amino acids)
Source: RefSeq, a predicted model, not a curated record
UGAGUGAUUAGAAAAAUUUACAAGUAAAAUGAAACCAGGGGCCUACAUUUUUUCUUUGGGUGCAAGCAAACAGGUAAUCGUGGCAAAACAAACUCCACACCCUAUUUUCCCCUCCCCCUCGUCUACCGCCAUUCAUUUUGCAGCUAUCAAAACCCCUUUCCCACCAAACCUUCCUUUUCUUCCUUAUAAUAUUAUUAUACAAGUAACAAAACUAGCCAACAUUUUCGAUCAACAUUUCCAAAUUCCACUGAUUUCAUCCUGAAAAACUCUUAAAAAAUGGGCAUGAUAUUGGGUAAAAUCUCUGUAGAAACACCCAAAUACGAAGUAAUUCAAUCAACACCUGAUUAUGAAAUCCGCAUGUACUCAGCAGCAGUCAUAGCACAAGUCACAUACGAUCCAAAUCAGUUCAAAGGCAACAAAGACGCUGGCUUCAUGAUCCUAGCCAAUUACAUUGGCGCAUUGGGCAAUCCUCAGAACGCCAAGCCUGAAAAGAUCGCAAUGACAGCUCCUGUAAUAACUAAAUCAACCAAACAAGAGAAAAUCGCGAUGACUGCACCCGUGGUGACUAAGAGUACUACUGCUGGAGACAACCGGAUGAUGACCAUGCAGUUUAUAUUGCCAUCGAAGUAUAGGAGAGGUGAAGAGGCACCGAAGCCGUUGGAUGAGAGAGUGGUGAUUGCAGAAGAAGGGGAGAGGAAGUAUGGAGUGGUCAAGUUUAGUGGGAAUGCAAGUGAUGAAGUUGUGAAAGAGAAAGUGGAGAAUUUGAGGAAGUGUUUGGAGAGAGAUGGGUAUAAGAUUGUUGGGGAUUUUGAGUUGGCUAGGUAUAAUCCUCCUUGGACAUUGCCUCCAUUUAAGACUAAUGAAGUUAUGAUUCCAAUUGAGUGAAUGAGUUGAAACCUAUGUUGCUCAGACUCUACAGAAAUGUCUGUGGGAAUUUUGAAGAAUUUGAUACAGGUGCGGCCAUAAUUUUGGAGGGGUCGAGUAAUAUAGCUGAAACUAGUGGUUAAAGAAUAAUAACAUGUGAGUGGACUAUAUUUCAUAGCAUAGUAAGAGUUUGAAAUUAUGUAUUUCUUGUUUAUAAGUUACGUGAUCAAAUCAAACUAAAUAUUUGUAUUCUUCUUGUCA